CGUAAGUUCAGCAUUGCAUAUUAUUUGUUCUCAUGUAUUUGUACUUGCUAGAAAGAGACACAUAUAUUAUUUAGCCGCGCCCACGAUGGACUUGGAAUAUUCAACAAACAAAAAAAAACAGGAAUUGUUUACGAUAUAAAAUUGUAAAAUUAGAACAAAUUAAUAAUUCUGAAUAAAAACAAGGUUUAAACAGUGCCAAAACAAUCUUUAAGUUGUAGAACACUAAUAUCAAAAUGCCUGUGCUGGAAUCUUGCUGGUCGCCAUGCAUUUGGUCGUCAGAUACCAAGAGUGGGAGCAAGGCGGUUGCAGUCUACACUGCGGCUAUGAGCAUAGUGUUGAUAACGUUCAUAGCUUAUCAGAUGAGUGGUGGAGACUCUACGCAGCUCUGGAACCCGCUGUUUGAAGCUGAUGUUAGAGGAUCUCUCCAAGUAUUUGGCAUCAUAUUCAUUGUCAUCUUAAUUGGGCUAAUUGUGUCUUCAAUAUUUAUGGUGAUUGGUAUUAACAUAUGGAUGAGAGGCUUCAUACUACCCUGGCUGUUUAUAAUGGGACUGAUAAUAGCCUUCCAGUUAGUGUUUGGAUUGUGGCUGCUUGGUGGUUAUUAUAUUUAUUUGGAUGCAACAUUUGCUGCUCUCAUAGAUUUUCUCUGGCUGGCAUAUAAUGUGUACUGCUGGUUGUGUGUGUUUUCUCAGUACCAAAUAAUACUGGAGAUGCAGUCGCCAAACAUCGAGAUAUUAGUAGAGUAUUAAUUGUUUUAUCUUUAGUGUUAUUGACUGACUUACAGUGUAUUUUUUUAUUCUUUGAAGACUUUAACACUUUAUAAGUAAUGCUAGUGCUAAAUGAAUAUAGAAUUCAAUUCACCCGGUAAUCCAAUAGUGUAUUUCCCUUUAAAACUUUAAAAAUAGGAUCUUAUUUUUGUUUUUAAAGCAUUUAAUUUAAAGGAGCUUAUUCAAUGAUAUUUAAAAACUAUAGAAUUCAUAUCUCAAAUAUUGCUACAUGCUGGAGUGUGCGCGAAGUGGGGAUAUUGCCCCAUCUCUUUCUUUCACAGGCGUCGUGAUCCCCGAUGACGUCACGUGCAAUUAUUUCGACCUUUUUCCGUUUUAGACACUGACCUCUAUUACCUAAUUUUAAUGGCUUAUAACUUGUGGGUUUUUUUUUACCAGAUUUUAAUUUUUUGUUCCGUUUAAAAAAUUAUACCUCAUACAUAUUUUAUAAAAGCAAUAAAUCAAAAUAAGGCAAAUACACUAUUGAAAUGUUUUCAUACACUGUAUAAUUAUUGGCUUUUUUUAUAAAAUAGUUUUAAAUAAUUCAUCCUUUUCACACGACAUGUGAAUCGUGUGAAAAGGAUGAAUUAUUUGAAACCAUGUUGGGUAUGGCUUAUUUAUAAUUUUAUAAUAUCAUUCGAAUUAUUGUGUUAAGUCCAAAGCAACUAAAAUGUCCACAAAUAGAUAUACAUAUAUGUCAAUUAUGUUAUAAUGUAUCUAUAAAUAUUGUAGUUAUUACUUUUAAAUAGAUUAACAAAUUUUAUUAACAUCAAUGAAUUUUCUCAAAUGUGUUCGAAUAUUAUUCCAUAUAUUUUGUAGUUUAAUAUUUUUGAAAUUACAAUAGAUUAUUUUUAGUUUAAGCAACUUUUUUAUGUGUUGGGGUCACUAGAUAAUGUCCAUGUAAUUUGCACCAAUAGGGGAAAUUUUUUUUUAUGAAAUCGAUUCUCGAUAAUCGAUUAUAUUUUAUAGUUUAAUAUGUUUGGAAUUACAAUAGAUAACGUCAUAUUAUCAUUAGUUUAAGCAGCUUUUUGAUAUGUUGGAUCACUAGAUAAUGUUUGAAGUGAUUUGCACCAAUAGCAAAGUAAAAAUUCUUUGAAAUCAAUUAUCGAUAAUCGAUUAUUCUUUGUGUACACUGCCGAGUAUUGUAUUGUUGUUUAAUGUCGUGAUUUAUUGUUUUUAACACAAUUUAGUGUAAGAGUAGAUAAAUCAAUAUUUGUAUUGUAUAUUAAGAGUAUAUUGAUGAACUGACAUUUUGACAAGUGCCUGAUAGAAUUAUGAUUGUAAUUUUAAUAUCUAUUUCAUAUUAUAUUUAUAUUGUAGUCAGUGUAACUACUCGACAUACUAAGACUUAACAUCUCAUAUAUCUGGAUGCUGAGUGCAGUGGAAUAACAAACAAUACUAUGUAAUUCAAGGUGUUCGAUGGUGUUUCUAUUGUUUAUGCGCGGUCGUAUGGCUUACCAUCAGGCGAACGACAAGCUCGUCUCGUGAUUCAAAGCAAUAAAUAUAUACAUAUUGAUGAUGCAAUAAUCCGCCCAUAACAUUUAUUUAUUAUAUAGUAAAACAGGCAUUUAGUAAAAAAUCUGUUCUGGAUUUCUUAAUAAAAAUAUUGAUUGGUAAAAACGAAGCCCCUUAGAUAUAAGAAUAAUGACUUAAUUAUCCGUCCAUUUUUGACUCAUUUGUAAUAUACGUUUGAAUCUCAAAAAUAUUUUUUUUUUACAAUGUAUUGAAUUGGCGAUGAUCGCGACAUCUGUCGUAAAAAUUGUAGUCUGUAUGAAAUGUGUUGUGUGUAAACUAGAUGGCGUUGUUUUAAUUUUAUAAGACUUCUUAUACUCUAACAGAUGUGUUAACUGAAUUUCGCAAUAAAAUAGUUAUGAUAUCAAAA
Messenger RNA from Manduca sexta (tobacco hornworm), 2643 nucleotides. RefSeq lists its product as uncharacterized. The coding region runs from base 234 to 746 and encodes 170 amino acids. Lineage: Eukaryota; Metazoa; Arthropoda; Insecta; Lepidoptera; Sphingidae. The transcript has 6 exons. The record is from RefSeq and is a predicted model, not a curated record.